UUAAAAUGCGGGCGGCCCGAUUGCGGCGAUAGGAUGGAUUACGGGCUCGUGCAUCUCUACGGGCCAGGCCACGCGUCGCCGCAGAGGGCCCUUCUUCGACCCCAUCACACCGAGUGGUGUCACUUCUGCCCGCCCUCGCUAGAUGGCAACGGUGCUGCCAUGGCCCACGGCGGCAGCGGUCAGUCUACUCCUCCGUCGACGAGCGAAGAGGCGCCUUCGUUCACCAGGACAGCCAACGGUUGGGUAGCGCCAGUGUGUUGCGUUGCUUGCCACAGCGGACCGGUUACUUUCUGCCGCAAAAUGCCCAACAUCAAGGUAUUUAGUGGUUCGUCGCACUGUGAUCUCGCCCAAAAAGUGGUCGACAGGCUCGGCAUAGAACUUGGAAAGGUAGUUCUCAAGAAAUUCAGCAAUCAAGAGACAUGUGUGGAGGUAGGGGAGAGUGUUCGUGGUGAGGAUGUGUACAUCAUCCAGAGUGGAUGUGGGGAGGUGAAUGACAACCUCAUGGAGCUGCUGAUUAUGAUCAAUGCCUGCAAAAUUGCUUCUGCUUCCCGAGUCACUGCUGUCAUACCUUGUUUUCCAUAUGCAAGGCAGGACAAGAAGGACAAGAGCAGAGCACCAAUUUCGGCCAAGCUCGUUGCCAACAUGCUGUCUGUUGCCGGUGCUGAUCACAUCAUCACAAUGGACCUUCAUGCGUCGCAAAUACAGGGAUUUUUUGACAUUCCGGUGGACAACUUGUAUGCUGAGCCUGCUGUUCUCAAGUGGGUUCGUGAGAACAUACCAGAGUGGCGCAACAGCAUCAUUGUCUCCCCCGACGCUGGAGGAGCCAAGAGGGUCACAGCCAUAGCGGAUCGUCUCAACGUGGAAUUCGCCCUGAUUCACAAGGAGCGCAAGAAGGCUAAUGAGGUGGCCAGCAUGGUGCUGGUGGGAGACGUCAAGGACCGAAUCGCCAUAUUGGUUGAUGACAUGGCCGACACCUGUGGCACCAUUGUCCAUGCAGCUGACAAGUUGAUGGAAGCAGGUGCUAGCAAGGUGUAUGCCAUUCUUACGCACGGCAUUUUUUCGGGGCCUGCCAUAUCAAGGAUCAACGACGCUUGCUUUGAGGCUGUGGUUGUAACGAACACCAUACCACAGGAUCAACACAUGAAAGAGUGCCCUAAAAUUCAGUGUAUCGACGUCUCCAUGAUCCUUGCCGAGGCAAUUCGUCGAACACACAACGGAGAGUCUGUGUCGUACCUGUUCAGUCAUGUGCCAAUGUAGAUGGAAGGGCACACGCACCACCACUGGGUUUAUUGCUCACUCUCCUCCUCCCUCCCUCUCCCUUGUCUUUUAAAUGCCACAUGACAACCAGUUUUAUUAAUUUCUUUCUGCGUUGCUGUCCUGGCUUUUGUUUUUGUGUUGCUGCAGAUGGUGAAAUUUUCUGUUCCAGUGGGAAUAGGCUGUUCAUGACUACUUGGAAGCGCCAAUUCAGGUGGCUUCAAGACAUUGUUGAUACCAAGUUUUUGUACUAGUGUGAAUUUUCUGUGCCUUUUCAGUUAGCCAUAUGCCCUUUUUGCUUGCUUUUUUUGUCUGUAGAGGCAGCAGUAUGUUUAUUUUAACAGGGCAUGUACAAACAAAAAGUGAGUGCCAUGCAUACUAGUGAACCAUGUGAAUUUUACUCAACCUAGGCAUGAGCCAUUCUUGGUGUCGUGCAAUGGCAAAAGUGAAAAGGUAUGCGAGCCUGCUUUUACACUUUUUAUACUGCUCGGUGGUCCCAGCAGCUGCAAGGCCUUUUUCUCCAUCAACUUUUAGUACUUGUGCACAGCUUGCAAAAAUGUUGCCUUGUUUUUUGUCCUUUAUGCUGAGCAUAAAAUCAAACAUGUUCUUGUUGACUAACAACAUAUGUGUUCCAUAAUGUACAGUACCACCACCACCAGAAGCUGCUGCUGUUGUAGAGAUGUUGCUUUCGUUGUGCACUAUGUGUCUGCUAUUUCCUUUGCUUGCUUUCCAGUUGACAGAUAUUUCAGCGCUUUUCAGUGAAGCAAUACUGAAGAACUACCAUGGCAUUUCUUUAUGCUCUGUUAACACCGAAGGACCUGCCAAGUGAUGCCGAUUCCUGCUGCAGAUUGCAUUGUACAUUCGUGCUGCAUUCCAUUAGAAUCUAGAAUGGGUGCCAUCCUACUGGGCAUUCUUUCGCGCUCUCUUCGGCAUUAAACGAGAGUUUUAGUUAGUCUG
This is a messenger RNA of Rhipicephalus microplus (southern cattle tick), 2211 nucleotides long. RefSeq names its product phosphoribosyl pyrophosphate synthetase (gene Prps). Lineage: Eukaryota; Metazoa; Arthropoda; Arachnida; Ixodida; Ixodidae. Gene Ontology annotation, molecular function: ribose phosphate diphosphokinase activity; ATP binding; magnesium ion binding. Gene Ontology annotation, biological process: ribonucleoside monophosphate biosynthetic process; purine nucleotide biosynthetic process; 5-phosphoribose 1-diphosphate biosynthetic process. The record is from RefSeq and is a predicted model, not a curated record. Gene Ontology annotation, cellular component: cytoplasm; ribose phosphate diphosphokinase complex.